Molecule: messenger RNA, 3610 nt
Organism: Gryllus bimaculatus (two-spotted cricket)
Lineage: Eukaryota; Metazoa; Arthropoda; Insecta; Orthoptera; Gryllidae
Source: the annotation of a GenBank genome assembly
AGAUUAUUGAAAGUUAUACGUAGUGAAUUCAGACUUCCGUAUUUGUUGUCAUUGAGUGGAUACGGCGUAGACUUACAGUAGCAGAGAAAAACGAAAUUAUUAUAUUUUAAGACGAUUAUGUAUUGUCACAUUUCAUUCCUUAGGCCUGGACUAUUAUUUACCCCUCUGCAUUUCAUUACUAAGCACAAAAACCGAUAUUUUUCUUUUGGAUAAACCCUGAUAUUAAGAAAACUAAUGAUCAACUGACAUCGGAAAGUUAGCGGUGUCGUCUAUUGCAUUGCAUGUCUAUUAUCUCGUUUCUAUGAACAGCUGAUCGAAAAUGAGAGGUUUUCGUAUGUCAAAAUGUAAAGAGGUGAUAUAGUUAUAACAAUCCAUAUAAAUAAUCUAAACUCGAUAUACUUCAAUCAUAAAAUUUUGAAAUUUGUGUAUAAAUGGCUGCUGUAACCGGAGGAACUUCUGGUUCGGGAACAUACAACUUUAAAGUUGUUUUGCUGGGAGAAGGUUGUGUAGGGAAGACGUCAGUUGUUUUGCGAUAUGUUGAAGACAAAUUCAAUGACAAGCACAUAACAACAUUACAGGCGUCGUUUCUCAAUAAAAAAUUAAAUAUAGCAGGCAAAAGAGUGAAUCUCUCUAUUUGGGAUACUGCAGGACAAGAAAGAUUUCAUGCCUUAGGACCCAUAUAUUACCGAAUGUCAAAUGGAGCUGUUUUGGUAUACGAUAUUACAGAUGAAGAUUCCUUUCAGAAGGUCAAAAACUGGGUGAAGGAGUUAAAGAAGAUGCUUGGUAGUGAUAUAUGCCUAACAAUAGCUGGAAAUAAAGUUGAUUUGGAAAAGCAAAGAACUGUUGCUGUAGAGGAAGCAGAGGAGUAUGCCAAAUCGGUGGGAGCAGUGCAUUUUCACACGUCUGCAAAAAUGAAUCGAGGUAUUGAAGAAAUGUUCCUGGAGUUGAGCCAACGCAUGAUGGAGCGCGCACAGGUGCAGGAGUCUGACCAACAGCGUGUAAGCUCACUUGGACGUGUUGGGAGUACACGGCGCAAUGUUGUGGUUGUGGAGGAUGAGGAGGACCAGAUGCAAACCAAGAGCAGCUGCUGUGGGGGGGUCAUAGCAUCCACAUCGUCCUAACUGAUCUAAGGCUGCGCUGUUGUGGUUGGCAGCAAGUGGUUGUGCUAGCUUCCCUGGCAGGCAUUGUGCAAUGCAUUGGCUUAAGUAAGGGGGCAGUUUGACCCAAACAAUAUGUUUGGAAGAGGUUGGCUCACUUAAUCUUUUUCUUUCUUUCGGCGUGGUUGGGGGGAGUUGGGAGCACUCCAAGAAUGGGUGGCACAACUGUAGCUCUGCCGCUACUGCAGCGCGAGGCUGUAUUCUGGCCAAGUGGUUUGAGCUUUUGUCCUGGACCAUUUGCAGUGCUUGUCCUCAUGUUUAUGCAGUAUAUGCAGCAGAAUAUGCUUUUAAAUGCAGUCUUUUUUUUUGGAUUGGAAGAUAACAGACACCUUGCUGGCGAAUAAUUUUAAUUUUAUAUUUUAUGCUAAUUUUUUGUUAGUGUGCUCAUUUUGAAGUUAAAACAAAUAAUUCAAAACAGGCAGGUUAUCUUGUAGGUAUAUAUUUUGAAACUUUCUUUCCAGUUUUAUUUCAUUUGAUUCAGUUAUGAAAUUUUUGUAAAGAUUAAGUAGUUUUAAUGAAGUCUGAUAAAUAUCCUCGUGUAUUUGCAUUAAAUAUCAAAAUAACCUUACAAAUGUUUCUUUUGGGAGUUCAGUAUAUUGUUUAAUACUUGGUUUAAAGUUUAGUUUGUUGUAUUAGAUUUGAAUCCUGUUUCUCAUGGUAAUUUUUGAUUAUGAAGAAUGAGGAAAUGUUUCGUAGAGGUUUGGUGUAAUUUGAUGAUGCAGUUUUAAAUGAAAAUUACUGCCUCAGUGCAAUUGAAGAUUUUUAAAUUUCUUUUCUUUGUUAACUUGUAUAAUCUUGUAAUUUGGUUGUUUAAAUAUGAAGUGCCAUGUGAAUGGAAUUAUGGUUUGGUAUUCAAUGGUGGUUCGUAAAUAAUGCAUCAAGAAAACCUAGAAUAGCAGUAUUGUAGAUCUAAUGAAAUUAUGUACAUAUUCAACACUUAAAAUACAAUUAAAUGUAAAGAAUCAUGUAUAUUGCUAGACUGAUGUGUUGCGUGCAUUCAGGCCGUUGAUUUAUGUUCAUUUGAGCAGUUUGAAGUGAAUUACAACCUUGGUGGGACUCAAAGAAAUACAAUAGUGUCAAAUUGCUCAGGGAUUGGCAAACUUGUGCAGCCUAUGGAAUACAGCCUUGCCUUUCACUCUAUAUAAUAUUCUUGUCACAUCAUUUGACAAGUGUCUGAAAUAAUGAAAUGUUAAUUUUUGUUUUUGAAGCUAAUGAAUACACAUAAAGAGUGUGUGUGAUUGUUGUAUAGGUUUGACAGGGUGUUGGAAAUGAAUGUAGGAGCCGAAACUACUACACUAGUCGUUACUUUCUUGUAAUGGUUGCUCUAUUGUAUUCUCAUUUCUUACAUUUUCUGGUCAUGUUUAUCCUGUCAAACCUGUGCAAAGUGUAAUAUGAAAUGAAUAAAUAUUUAUACAUAAAAUGUUUAUAAAUAGUUUUUAAUAGAUAAUCAUUUUACAUAUAAACAUUUCAGUAUAUGGCAGUACUUUUUUUAAACACUACUGGGGCCAUCAAAUUCUAAUAAAACUGCAGAUUUUGUUGUGCUGGUUUGAGAUUCUGAAACAUGGUUCACUUUUUUAAAAGUUCCCACUCCUUACCUCAGUGAUGUCAAACUGACCACCAUCAAGAGACCACAUGCUGUCUACAAUGUGUGUUUUUGUAGUUGUGUAACCAUCCAUUAAAAUGCUAUUCACUAAUAGUAUCUUCAAUUCUUUAUAGGUAAACAAAAUGUCUAAAUUAAAAUUCCAAAAAAUUAAUCGUGAACAAAGUGUUGACUCACAAGUAUCAAUUAAAUGUGUCUUGUCCACUACUAUUCAAUGUAUCUUGUAUGUUAUAUUUUUAAUUUCUUGUGCAUCUAGUUUCAAGAAAGUUAUGUAUUGCUGCAAGAAAUAGUGUGAAUUAUUUUGACAGCAAAACUUGUUUUGUGGCUUGUUGAUUCUGAGAGUGGAUUUUAGUUACUCGUUUACAAGGUAUAGUCAGAAUCUAUGUUUCAAUGUACCUUACUCUGAAAAAGUGCUUUCAAAAUGUCUUGUUAUACACAAGAUUUCACCAAAGUGAGUUUUCUGUGAUUGAUGUGGCUGAUGUUGCAGCCUCUCAUAUUUGAAAUGGGUAUUUGAAUAUUUUGGACAACUUGACAUGAAGCUUGUGGGUCAUUUUCAAAAGUGGCUCCAAAUUCAUGUGAAUGUUUUGCUUCAUAGGGCAAAUUAUGCUUAUAAAAAUGGCACAUGUCUGACUUUCAGUAAAAUCUUUGAAUAUUCAAAAAUUGUCAAAAUUUCAAAAUUUUUGGACCUCCUGACCUACAUCAUCAUAGAUGUUUUUUUUUUCUCUUAAGAAAAUCAGUUUUUAAAAAUUAGAUAUUUAAAUAAUGACGUGUACAAUUUUUUGAAAAAAAUCAAUUCUGCAUAAUUUUGAGUAAAAAUAUGGCAAUUGAAAAAAAAUUAAAUGAAAUUUUUUGA